This is a messenger RNA of Chanos chanos (milkfish), 834 nucleotides long. It is a transcript of the gene gas1a, whose product is annotated as growth arrest-specific 1a. The record is from RefSeq and is a predicted model, not a curated record. Gene Ontology annotation, biological process: regulation of cell cycle. The coding region runs from base 1 to 834 and encodes 277 amino acids. The transcript is spliced from 2 exons. NCBI's taxonomy places the organism in Eukaryota, Metazoa, Chordata, Actinopteri, Gonorynchiformes, Chanidae.
AUGUCUAGAUUUGCCGGUUCGGAUCAAAGCAGUCCAAGACUGAUUUGGCCUCUUGUUUGUGCACUUUUGUGUUUUGGUUAUUUAUGCAUUGCUUACCCCAGCCACGGCCGUCGCUUGAUAUGCUGGCAAGCAAUUCUGAACUGUCAGUCGGAGCCAGAGUGCCACUACGCAUAUGGGCAGUACUUGCAUGCCUGUGCGUCAAUACUGAAUGGAGAGAAAACGAAGUGUCCGAGUCACUGCAUAUCCUCGCUUGUGCAGCUCAACCUCACUAAAAACGGCCCAGCACUGGAGGAUUGUAGUUGUGCCUCGGACCUUGUAUGUCGAAACACCAAACGUGCCAUUGAACCGUGCCUUCCAAAAAUCAGUAACGUGGGAUGUACGCAAGCGCGGCGGCAGUGCGAAAGAGACGCUCAGUGUAGAGCUGGAAUGACUGAAUAUUUAAAACACUGUAGCAAACUCUUCAGCGGAUCGACCUGUACGAACGCAUGUAGAAAUGUUAUCGCAUACAUGCGAGGAAUACCAAAAGCGCAACUCUUGGAUACUUGCGUCUGUGACGGCACUGAGCGGAACAUUUGCGAAUACGUUAAAAUCAGUAUGAAAAACCUUUGUUUCGACCCUCCACCCACGACUGAUGAAGGCAGUGGGUCGGAUGAUGAGGCUGAUAUCGAAGAAGACUUUCCUGAAGAUCAGGAGUUGAUUCAAAACAUUGCUUUUCUUGUCUUUGGCAUCUCCGGCUACACAAUGAGCAUCACCGACGGCAUUAAUGUCCUGACCCGGCUGCACAAGACACUGCCGAGUUCCACCCUGAAGACUGUCGCGUUGUAUCGGCUGUGA